GACAUUCUCCAGGGUGAUGGAGAAGAUGUAGCUAAUUGUCGGGCCUGGAGAUAUAAAACGUUGCUCGGGUGAAAACGUUUACAGCUUGUGUUUACCGUGACCGCUUUAACAAUGGCCGGUAUAAGGAGAGUUAACGGAAAAUACUCCGGUAUCAACCCAGUCGUGAGUUGCUGUCGCCUGCGUCAGGUUCAGUCUCUGCUCUGUGAUGGUGGUCCUUCAACUCCGGAUGGUAUACUCUGCUCUCUUGGGAUUGACAGCAGAUAUAAUGAAGGAUGCACGGAGCUCGCUAAAUAUCUGUUCUAUGGACUUUAUGGCAGAAAGCAGCUCAAUCUUGAACAUGCCCUUGAGGAAUUUCCCGAAGAAAUGCUUGAUGAUGUGAUCCUGCUGAUAAAGGCAGAGUGUGUUCAUCUGUACUGCAAUCCCCUGAACUACACUUAUCUGUUGCCGUACAUCUCUCACUGGAGGAACCUGCAUCUCUAUUGCAUGACAGAAGCAGAGUAUGAAGAUGAAGAAGCAGCAGAGGAAUUCAAAAUCUCCAGUUUUGUCACAAUGGUACAGGACUGUUAUCGCAUCGGCGUUCCUCACAGUUCCCAAGGACACAUCCAGAAGUUUGAUAUGUUUAUGGUGGAAAAGUGGCCACUGAUUCAAGCGUUUGCCCUGGAAGGCAUUGGUGGAGGGAGCUUUUUUACCAUGAAAUACAAGUUGAUGGACAUGAGUGAGAAACUGUGGCAAGUUUACAACAGACUCGAUCCGGUGUCUUUGGAACAUUUUCUCACAGAGGACUUGGGUAACUUUGAAAAGCAGUGGAAUGGCUUCUUCUCCAGCAUGGACCUGGAGAGUCAUCUGUCCAUCUUGGAGCUGUCUGAAGCUCAGGCAGGGGAGACAUUCCGUACUUAUUACUCCCAUGGAUUGAUCUCAAGCAAUAUCACAGACAAAAGUAAAAGUCAGCAGCCCUUUGUGCUAUUUGGGAGACACUCCUCCUUAGAGGAUCUGGAAAACUAUUCAUUCAACUUUCCAUCUGAGAGUCAUCAGGUUCGCAACACAGGGCCUGAAGGUUCCACUGCCAGACACAUGGUUCUUCAGUGUGUAGCACCCAAAGGACCUCUAGCCUGCUCAAGAACCUAUUUCUUUGGGACCACCCACACUCCAUACCUUGGAAAUGAAAACGUGCAGCAGAAGAAUACAGACGUCUUAAUUCUGUCCCAGAUUUAUUCAGCUGUUGUUCAAGCCGUCCUGUCGGGAAUCAAAUGCUACUCGUCUACCUCCAGUCCAACCAAGGCUAAGGAUGUUGCAGAGAACACCUUCUUGAUGACUUUGGACUCAAUGAAUUUAAGUCAAUAUCGCAGCCAUCUAAGAUCCAAAUGUGAAUUCACGAUUCAAGCAGUGAAUAAUCAAGGAAGGAUAAUGCUGCUGACUGAUGAAGACAGCCGUUAUGUUGUAAAAACAGCGUCCAUGACCGUCCAUAACAUUCCAGACCUGCAGAGGGACAGGGACAACCUGGGAUCUGUCGUCUUCUCUGAGUCCUUCUUGGAGUCCAGCAUCAACAUUCAGCAGAAAGAUGGCACUGUGUCCUCGGACAGCUGCUACACCGUCCUCACUACAACUGUGCCUCGUUACGCCUGCUGGCUGAUGGAAUCUGAUGUAAAGCAGUCUGAGCAAGCUCAUCAGCUUACAAAGAAAGAGGAAGGUUCUUGUUUGGGAACAGCUCUGACUGUAGCAGAUGCUGCAUAUGUGUUCUCCAGUAGUCACCUCUCCACACCUGAAGAAGGCAAGAUUGUGUUCUUCUCUGAGGGAAUCCUCUUUAUCCAUUCUCAAUAUGGGAGCAUCACCAUUUCCAAGGAUCACAUCAGCUCUCUCAAGUUCUAUGAUCCGGAUACCAGUGCCGUGGCUUCUCUUUUUGUGGAGUAUGAGAAAAGCCUGCUGCCCCACCUCCCGUUCCCUCUCCACAGCGCAGACCAGUGUCUUGUAUUUGCUCUUCAGCCUCGUUCUAAGAGCCACAGGGCCUUCUAUUCCAAAGUUUUGUCGAUUUGGCAAAACUCUGAGUCUGUGUUGACUCUGGAGUUGGUGGACCAAGAAAAGCUAAACUGGAACCAAACAAACAUGCACUCCAAACUGCAGAAGCUGCAUGACAGUCAGGAGCCACCGGUAGCAAAACGCAGAGGCAGCAUGAAGACUUCCUACUCUCAGCUGCCAGAACAGGACAUGUUUCUCCAGCACUUUGCCCUCAGUAGCAUUGGUCAGGAGCCUAUUUUGUUUGACCACUUGGGGGCACUCUUCCCCUCUGCUGAGCUGCGGAAACCAGCCACCAGUCAAGGAGACAAGGUUGUCAUAACCAUCAUCACUGGACUGCCGGGAAGCCAUAAGAAGAGACUCUGUGACUUCCUGGUGAAGUUUAGCAAGGAACAUGGAAGGUGGGUGGUAUAUGAGCCUGGUCCUGACAGCUGUGACAGCUUCUCAGCCUCUCACCUCCAGCAGUACUUGUCUAGCUUCCUGGAGAGCCAGAGAGGCCCAAGAGGCAAACCCCGUCUGCUGGUGCUCUCACUUGGAUACACAGAUGUUCUGGAUGUGGUCCAGGCUGUGCUCUUCCACCCGGACCCUGUCGUCCAGGCGUGUUUCACCAUCGGAGCUGUCACUGCCUGUGUGGACCCCCUCUCCUCCUGUAUGGAGCACAGGUUUGCCUUUCCCAAGCUGUUGGAGCAGUGCAGCCAAGGUAUUGUGAGUACAGUGGUGUUCACCGGGCUGACAGCAGAGCAGAAGCACCCUCUCAUGCAGCAUGUUCAGCAGUUGGUACGCUCUGCCAACCCCACCGCAGCCUUCAUACUGGCAGAGAGAGGAGCUGUCACAAGGAAUGAAGAUGUGAAUCUGAUAUUGUCUGAGAGUUGCUUCAAUGAGCCGCAGAUGCUGAGAGCACGUUAUGUCCUCUACCCUGGAUGGUGCAAAGGGCGCUUCUUCACUGGUUCUGGGUCUGUGGUCCUCACUCAGCAACGCGUGGCAUUCACCCGGCCCCUAGAGAGGCCUCUAUUUGUCACCCGCUGUAAAGCAUUUAAGUCAUCACUGAGGCAAAGCCCCUUCCAAGGAAAUGUGUACAACAUCUCGGGAAAGGUUCGAUUUUCAGACUCGGACCAAAUGAUGGAGGUGACCUUCAACACAGUGAGCGGGAAUCUGAGCAUUGUCCCGAACCACAGCAGCGAACUUCUGACCCCGCACGCUGGAGAGACCAACGCUUCCUGUUUCCUGAUCUUUGAUGGCGUCGGCCUCACUGAAGACGGACUGAAGGACUGGCUCCGACUGUGUGCGAAGCAGAAGCAGGCAAAGAAGAUUAAGAGGACAAAAAAUACCCUCUCGCCACAAGAAAUCAAGACCAUACAUAUGAGCAGGCAUUUGGCGCCGCUCCCACCAGGCUACUUCUACAAUGGCUACCAGUAUGUCGACAUCUUUGGAGAAAAAAGGAUCUUCCAUCCCAACAUGGAUGAGUUCAUUAAUGAGUACAUCGCCGAAGCCAACAAAGAGAUCGAGCUUUUUAACCGUCAGCUGGAGCUGCAGGGACAGCCUGACCUGUUUGAUCCGUGAUACAAUCUGCCUGUAUGUGCAUCUCCAUCUGUCUUUAACUCUGAGUGAACCACAGUGGGAGGGACAGGGAGGGCACGGGGUUAUUCACUCAACAUUCCAUUCGAAUGUUUAAUGUGUGCUCACAUGCAAAUGCAGAAACUGAUGCUGCUAAAAGUCCAUUCAUUAUUACAACUACGUCACUUUGUCUCAUUUGGUGAAACAGAAAAGUUUAAUGCAGCUGAGCUUUGAAACAGCAUCACCCAUCCAAAGUCACCUAACAGGCAGUCCAGUCCACCACAAGAGGAAAACUGAUGCAUUUACUUUUGUAAAUAUAGAAAAGUUAAGGAGAACUUAUCCCCGCAACCGAAGACAAAUAUGAAACAUAACGCAACACAAGAUUCCAUCUUUAAACCGAUGUGAUUACGGCACUAAGCCUGCGAGUUAUGAGUCUUGCACAAUUGAAGGGAAUUUCCAACCGCACACUCUUGCAGCUUGUGCGUUUCUGUUUAUCACAGUUGGCAAAUUAAUGCCUCUAUUUCUGGACCGGCAUGGAUAGCCGUGUGAUACUGGUGGGCUCCCUCAUGGGGUUUCUCAAGAACUGCUCCUCCUCUGUUGUCAUCCAAUCCAUGGCCCACCUGUUAGCUUGUCUGCGUGCCACGCUGCAGCAGAGGGAGCGCUUGGCCAUAGAGCCGUAAACAUUGGACAGCCUGUUGGCUGACAACUGAUGAAUGAUGCCAUUAAUCACAUAGCUAUAAGCCGUCCGAGUGCUUUAUUUAAGACUCCUAAAGUGAAUCUAAUGAAAGUGCAAUAAAGCAGACUUCACUCCCUGAAGCAAAGUGUCGUAGUUAUCAAACAGCUGAGGCCAUCACAGACACAUUGAAUCACUGAGGUUACAUGUCCUCAAGACUCUUGUCUUUACAGAACUGUAUUCUGUUUUGUUCUAGAGCUGCUGACACAAAAAGCACAGCCUCAUGCAGUCUAGUGUGGUUCACCAGUCACAGUUUGAGUUAAAUGUUCAUUCACUGUUCUGGGUACAUUUACCUUUUAAUUGUUUGGGUCACUGUGUUUGGUUGGGUAAGGGUGAAAUGAAAUAAUCUGGAAGCUCCAGAUGUGGGUUACUGUUCGGUGAGGUUGGGGUUCACAUGAGCAGAGCCGUUUGAUGAAAAUGUAAGGUGAGGCUCUGUGUCGGUGGUGUGAUGUUGCAGAGAAUCAGACUUUGUGUUCUGUCUAAAUGAGUAUUUAUGCUACUGUUUGCUCUGCGAUGGUGUGUGUCACACUGAUGUUCUAUGCAUGUCUUCCUCUUACCAAGGUUCCUACACAGCUCAUAAUUCUGCAAUUUAAAGAAAAAUCCACGUAAUGUUGUUUUUAUAAAAAAAAACAACUGCAAAUUUGAACUUGAAAAUGUUGGACUCAAACUCUAUAAACAUCUGAAUGUUAAGGACAAAAGUGGAUGACUCAUAUGAUGGAAAUGUGUAGGAGCCUUGGAACAGUGAAUAGAUAUUUGAUGACUUUUAUUCACCAUGGGGUCAGCAGUGGAACGUACGGUCUAAUCAACAGGCUUUGCUGCAAUAAGUGCUUCUUAAAUGGCACGAUAUAUUUAUUGAAUUUUAUAUAUUCUACCAAAAAUGUCGCUGAGGUUUUUCAGAUAAGAGAGGCAGACGUGAACGCCUCUUGACAAUUAUUUGAUUCCUCUCCCAAUAGAUAUUUUAAGGCCGUUGGUGACCUCAGUGUAUUUUGGGUUUACAUUCCCAAUGCUGGCUAUGUAACACUUUUCAUGUUUGUCUGUCAACGCUGUCAACAGACCAUAAAAUAGAAGGAAUUAAUAAUUUUCUUUUCGGCUGGCAGACGGACAAAGAGUCAAGUGUUAGUCGUCGACUUAUUUACUUUCCCAAAUGUGACCUGUGAACUAUUCAGAACUCGCCCUGAUACUGCUGGCCCCAUCUCUCCACUGCGUAGAGAACUCUUUGAAGCCAUACCAUCUUUAAAUGUUCCACUGUCUUUUACGGAGGAAAAAAAAAACCAGACUAGAUUAGCACGAUUACAUAUGAUGUGAACGGUCUAACAUGUAUUACCCUGGCAGGUCCCGGAUUGCCAGUAAAAGAGGGGUACGACUGAGCGAAGCUGACCCCAAAGGUAGUUUCUGUUUCCCAUGAGCACCUUCCAUCCAGUCCUUUCCUUUUACUCUAUAACAGAAGUGCAAUUGUACCUUGUGUUUUUUUUUUUAUAUGUUCUACUUGCCGUGCCCUCAUAUCGCUCUUUAAGGACAAAGCUGAAGAAUCAAACGAGCUGCUAAAUUCUCCGUCUCUCACAGCUUGUAGUCUGCCAGAUUCUGGCUUCGAGCGCUCGUAGCUCGCAUAGCACUAGAAAGGGUCUUAAUAACGCUGAAGGGGUUUGCGGCAAAAUGAGAUGCCAUUUAAAAUAAGUGAUACUUUCGCUCACAGAUGACUGAUAGAACACAAUGCCAGCAGAUUAGGCAGCUUUUUUUCUUUUUUCCUCUCCCGUAGCGGAGCAGGAUAAUAUUUAACUGAAAUCCUUUGUUGACGGAACGAUAACUCUUAUUGAAGCUCUAUUUAGUGUUUCAGCGAUGCUCUCUCAAAGCCGUCUGUUUGGAGUAGCGUUCACUCUCCAGUUACGUAAUACUGCAGAGAGUUACCUUUGAUUGACAGUGAAAAUGUGAGGCUGACGUAUGAGAGACUGAAAGUGCCACGGCUUUGAAACCUGCUGCUCAUGUUAAAGAGCAGCUCAACGAAAAAACCGAACCCACCAAAAGACCAAAAAGGUCGUCCUUAAAGAGUCGAGGGGUAUGUAAGGUAUUUGUGCUAUUGAAAUCAACACUAACACAUAUAUACACACAAACACAUACAUAUAUAUAUAUAAAUAUAUACAAAGCUAUUACUACUACUACUACUACUAGAAGUACGUCUACACUCUUUUGCAUGUGUUGAGAUGUCAUGUGACUAGGAUUACACAUAGAGUAUAUCCUGACAAAUUUGCCUUUCACCAAACUGGUACAACAAAGAGAAAAAUAAUCACAUCUAUUUUACUUGUCUGCUAAAGAUUUAAAUUACCUCAAAACAACGCAGAGUAUUUUUAUAAGACUGUGAAUUGAACACUAGAUGCUAACAAAACAUCUCCUUUCGCACAAGCUACAAAACAAAAAAAAAAAAUGCAAAAGAAGAUGCAAUUUCUUUUGGUGAAGUUUCAAAAAAAAAAAAAAACUUU
Messenger RNA from Sphaeramia orbicularis (orbiculate cardinalfish), 6771 nucleotides. RefSeq names its product dynein axonemal assembly factor 9 (gene dnaaf9). Bases 112 to 3570 code for a protein of 1152 amino acids. The record is from RefSeq and is a predicted model, not a curated record. The transcript is spliced from 37 exons. NCBI's taxonomy places the organism in Eukaryota, Metazoa, Chordata, Actinopteri, Kurtiformes, Apogonidae.